UAAACCUCGAUCAGGCAAGGUGUUUGAAAAUUCUGUGCGACUGUUUAGGAAUUUCCUAGUGUUGUUUUUGAAAAUUAUUUCAUUUGGAUCAUUUAAAGGUUCUUUGUUUUCUUGCUUCAGAACUGCAGUCAUCAUGUUUUCCAUAAGCAAAGGCGAGCCUCCAACCCCUCCAAGUACCACCGUCAACCCAUCAACUGCUGAAAUUGAAAUAACCCCUCGUGAGCAGCCCCAAAAUCAGAAGAUGGAAGCUAUAACUCGUUCACUGUCAGCUCCCGUGGAAUCAAAAAGUACAUCCACUAACCAACCAGCAACUGAAAUCGGUAUAGCUGGCCGUCAACUUCCUUUAAUCCGAACCCAAUCUGCGCCUUUCGAAUCAGAUUCCGGAUUCGAGGCAUCCCCUAGUAGCUUGAAUGAUCCGGUAUGCAGCAACUUCCCCUUCUUUCCUGAUGACAAUGACGUCGGUUUCGAUGACGUCUUCGAGGACGACGCAUCUUCAAUUCUGCUUGAGCGAGUGGACGCCGCAUCUUCAAUUCUGCUUGAGCGAGUGGACGACGACGACGACUGUUGUCCAAAUUGUAACGAGGUUUCAUCCUGCUCUUGCAGCAGAGCAGAGUCUUCAGCUACUGUCCGUGCUGCCAUGACCAGCUACACCGAUCCAAACACCUGUGAUAGUGACUCCAGCAACAGGUCUUCCUCACCUCAAUCACCACCACCGUCCAGCUGGCCCAUACCGGCAUCUUGUAAUCAUAUUCACAACGACAGACUGCCUUGUCCACGCUGCAGCGGGAGAGAGUCAUUGCAGACACCAACGUCCUCCAUGUCCUACCUUCAUGAUAUGGUGGCAAGCAGAUCCUACCCAGGCUCCUAUCCAGCCAGCUUACUGCACUGGUGGAACCAGAGCUCACCAUCUGCAUCAGUGUUUUCACCAAGGGUGGCUGCUGCUCUAAGUAGGACCUCCAACAGAUCAGAUGACCGCAGAAGCAGCAGAAGGAGACAGAUAGACAGCGAUGCCUCAUCGAUCUCCUCUCUAUCCUGUGAUGAACAUUCUGAUGACGAACUAUUCCCUACGUCAUGCGAAGGAGGGGCUUACUUAGAUGACUUGGGAACCAUGGCAGAGCCGGAGGAAUUGAGAGUGGACUCUCCCGAACACUUGGCGCUGCCCUCGGAAUCGUCCUCCAGGAGAGCUCGAUCCCAAUCCGUCAGCAUACCCCUUGACCAUGACUAUCUCAGAGAAAUCGGCAUCUCCCUCAGAAGGCUGAGCAACGAUUUCGAGAACAGGCUCGCGGAACGGAAUCGUCAACGGCGGAGGUCGUCGCUAGCUCAAUACUUCUACUGGUGAUCCUAAUGCAGAAUUUUUAUUCUGUAAUGGAGGCAGAAUUCAGCUGUCAUUUUUCCUGCAAGUCGAAGUAUUAUUGCCAAUUUGUCCCUGCUCAAAAUAUUCAUCUGGAGAGCGAUCAUGUAGCAUUCUGACCAAUGUAUGAGCAUUGAUUCAAAUGCCUCUGUAGUUCUGAAAAUUUUCAUGUAUUCCUUUGAAACAAAAGUUUCAGAAAAAAUAUUUUUGGCGAAUUUUCUUUAAAAAAAAAAUUGUGCUGUUACCUUUUGUUUUAUUUGGAGAGACGUGGUAUUUGAUUCUAUUUGUCAUAAUUUUACUUGAUUUAUUUUUUCUUUCUUUAUAUGUAUUCGUAAAAUUUUUUUAAAUGCCUUUUUUUUAUUUUUAUGUUGGAUUGAAAAAUUUAAGUGUAUGAUUAUAAUUGCAAAAUUUAUUUGAAACAAGACUGAUAUUUGAUAUGAAAAUGUAUUCUAAUUUUUGAUGAGUAUGAUUUUUUUUAUUUUUAUUAUUACUAUUAUUAUGCAUAUAUUGGAUGAAACCAUCAUAGUUUGAAACUAACUUAAAAUCUUAUUUACUUUUAUAAAAAGCAACCAAAGGUCAUUUUUUUUUCCUACCAAAGAAUUCAUGUAAUAUAUUUGCUCAAUUUUUUUUAUAGAUAAUCAUUUUGAUUCCAUUAUCACUUUUAAAGUUAAAAUUUAUUUCAUAAUGAAAGUAAAAAAUUUUGCCGAAGCUUAUCAUAGUUUUAAAUUGAAUUGAUAUUAGUGCCCUUUUUUAAGACUUAAAGUUUUAAUACAUUUUAAAAGCACCUUGCAUCUGAUUCGAGGUUUUGGAUUCAUUGUUUGUCUGCGAGCAGAAACCUUCAUUGUUUUAUACUGUUUGUGUAUUUAAUUCUUGUCGUUAUGUUUCUUAUAUUAAUAUCAUUUGUAUUUAACCAAAGUUAUUGACAAUAAUCACUAACAUUUUUUAACGUUUAUAACAUUAUUAAAAAAAUCAUUUUGCAUUUGUGGUAUUUAUUUGAGAUCAUAAGCAAUGCAUUUUUAUGUGGAUUUUUUGUUUGUUUUGUGCUUUAUGUGCUUGGAAAAAAUAGACUAAUAAAAAUACUCCAGUUUUGUAUUUAACAUAAAUAUGUCGAAUUUUGUAAGACUCUUUUUUAAAGAACUGAAGAAAAAAAAAAUCGACUCUUCCUAAAAUAGCCAAAGUUUAAUCUAGCCAGUAUUUUAUACACAGUGAAGUUUCCAAUCUGCAUCUCUAGAUUCUUAUUUUUUGGAUGAAUUUUUUAAUGAGAAAUUUAUACUAACUUUUGUUAAACGAGCUAUUUUCUUGUAUAAAAAAAAAAAAAAGAUUUGCGUUCAGUAUUAACGUAAAAUCUGUUAAAAGUAUUAAGACUGAAUGUAGGGUUAAAACUUUUGAAAUAGAGUAAUGUUUUUCUUAUACAUUCAUUAUUACUACGAGUGCUGAAUUUGAUUUUUUAAUCCUUUGCUCUCGGAAAAGUAAUUCGAUGCAUAAUUAUUUAUUUAAUACAUGUACUUGUUUAUUACAACAACAAACAAAAAAAAAUACAUGCAAUUAUUUUAAGUUGCAGAUUCAUUUUUUUAAGGGAAAUUCAUCUUUUUACCAUUUUGUAGGUAUUUUAAACAAUUAAAUUUAAAAAAAAUAAAAUGCAUCGUCUUGAAUGGUACUUGAGAGCAGACAUCCGAGUUGAAAGGGUUGAAAUUCAAAUUGACUACUCAUAGUAAUUUAUGAACUACACUUUAAAGCUAAAUAGUUAUUAGCUUUUAAUUACCGUACGCGAUUUAAUUUCCUUUUUAUAGAGGCAUUAAAUGUAUUUUUCCUAUAUUCUUGGCUUGAAUAUAGAAAAUUAUUUUAAUUGUGAAUGUUAAAUAAACAUAUGUUAUAUAAACAUAGAGAAGUUAUUAAAUUAAAAGCACGAUUAACUUUUAUUCAAUUAUUAUUUUUAUUUUUAUUUUUUUGUAGCAUGAAAUCAAAAUUAAUAAGAUUUUAAACAGCAUUCGCUGAAAAUUGUAUCGCAGCUUUGCAAUAAAAUAUAGAUUUCGGGUUUUUUUUUUUUAAAUAUUCGUAAUAUAAUUGAAUAUUGAUUUCAUUUUUUAAAAUGUAGGGAUGAAUUUAUAAAUUUUAUUGGAAAAAUUUUGAGGUCGAAUUUUUUUUUCGCACUUCGAAUGCUAAAUGGUUUUAGUGUGAACAAUCAAACAUCUUAUAAUAGAAAUGUAAAUUGUAAUAGCUCUUUACUGCCCACUUAACGCACAACUGAAGAAAAAAACUAAAUAGCGUGUUGUUCAGGAUUUUUAAAACUAGAAGCUUUUUAUAUUAGAAUGUAAAAAAACAAACAAAAAGAAGUUCUUGCAUAAUAGUGUAAAUCUAACUAUAAUAGAUUUAAAAAUAUUUUUAAUAUCGCCAAAUGUGAGAGGUUUCGCCAAUUCAUAUUUCAACUUUAUAUGCUUCUUGCGCUUGUAUGAUACUACCAUUGUGUUUUCUUUUGUUUUUAGCCAUACGUACAUGUUCCUUAUUUUUCAGUUGUAUAUAAUCUUUUUUUUAAUGUUAUUUCUAUAUACUUUUUUUUCUUAAUCAACUUACUUAUUUGCUUGUAAUCAAGAUGUUUUUUUUUUGUGUGCUCAUUUUAUGUUUAUUAUUAUGAAAAGAAAUAACUCAUGUUAGGCAUUGGAACUUUAUAUCGUGUCACAAUCCGAGUUUCAGCUUCUUGAUGUUUUCUCAUAUGUUAUCUGAUACUUGGUUUCCAUGGUAACUUGACUUUCAAUCAUGAUCUCAACCAUUGUGAUAAACAUAGACAGUAUCUGUAGUCAAAGAUCCUGGAAAUGUUUUUGUUUUAAUAGGAUAAAGCUUUGGGUAAAAUUGCGAGUUCUAUUUUGUUUUUGAAACAGUGUUUUCUGGUUAUAAAUUUCCGGGCACGUUUUUCAAGAAUUAUAUAUUCUAAAGAAGCAGUCCGAUUACGUCAUAAUUAUCAAAAUUUAUCGUAUUAUUAAGUGUUAGUUUUUAGAAUUAGCUGCACAUAAAUGUAAUUAGUAAAUGGUUAUUAAAUAUAUUUAGGUAACCAAAUAGAGAAAUUGGAUUCCAGUUAAAAACCAGAAAACGUUUUUCUCAAAAAUGGUUAAGGCUUACACUAUUAAAAUGUUACGUAAUUGGAAAAUUUCUCCGUGAACUCGCAUUGAGAAAUGAGAAUUUAAAAUUUUUCUUUUUUUUGUAAAAGAUUUGAAAAGUGUCAUCUACUUACGUCAGUGGCUUAUUAUAGAAUAUUCUGCGUAGAUCCGGCUGUUUAGUUUUAUCUUAACAAUUUGACGGCUGAAACGAAUUUAUAAAAUUUAAUUUUUAAUAAAUGAUUUUAAAAAAAUUGGUGUAAUCAAAUCAUUAAUCUCACUAAAAGAUUUUAAAUACGAAUUUUUGAUGCAUUAAAUUUUGUAUGUUAAAAAAAAAAAAAAAUCUGUUUCAUUCGUCAACUUGUAAAUAUUCUGUAAAUGUUGCUGUGAUGGUUAUUUCACAUAACCUUUGAUACCAAUAUAUUAUAUUACAUGAAAAUGUACACUUAUUACUGAAAUUGGAUGUUUUUUUUAUGUAUCUGAAAUAUUUUUGUGUCGUACAUUUACAUGGACGAACGACGACAACAAAGAUAUUAAUGUUCUUAAGAAAUGAUUUUGCCUAAAGUGUGUACUUCUAUGAUUGUGUUUUUUGUGUAAUG
Messenger RNA from Argiope bruennichi, 5039 nucleotides. RefSeq lists its product as uncharacterized. Lineage: Eukaryota; Metazoa; Arthropoda; Arachnida; Araneae; Araneidae. The record is from RefSeq and is a predicted model, not a curated record. The transcript is spliced from 4 exons. The coding region runs from base 134 to 1339 and encodes 401 amino acids.